AUGAAAAUAUUCAGGACGGAAGAAGGACAGGUAAGAGUGGUCGUUGAGCUGGGUGAGUCUUUCCUGGCUACUUUGAAGCGCCAGGGCUGGCAAUUGAAUGAAGACGGCCAGUCAACCCAUGUGAGCGAGAGUGCCAGGACUACUGUUGAUCCCAGUGGUUUGUAUGAUCCAGACGUUUUGCCACAUCGUACCACUUUAGUGCAGAAGAGCGGUCGCAGAUAUUCCAUAUUUGAGUGUGGUGAUUGUUGGGAGCCAGAGCCUGUGAAAGUGAUCGGAGACAGCCCCAGCCGAGUGAUCACCACCCUCACCGCACUCCCGGUCGACCCCGACUCGCUAGGGAAGGUAGUUGCUGAAGAUGUUGCUGCUGUUCCCAGGUUUCCUCGACCUCGACAAGUUCUCGAUGAAGCUGGACAGUCUGGCGAAGCAGUUCCUGGUGUGGUGGUGGCUGAACCUCAGCAGGAACAGAGAGAGCCGGUUUUGGGUCCAGAGUUGCGUGAGGUUCCGGAUGUUGGAGAAGUUGUGCAUGUUGGUGACAAAACGUUCCGUGAAGCCUCUAGCUUGAAAGACCUUAGAUGGGCGUGCAAGUUUCUUCAAAUUCCUCAGUCCGGGAAGAAAGCCGUGUUGUGGGAUCGCCUGAAGAAGGAGGUUGCCAUGAGUCAGUUGAAAGUGGCAGUGAAGGCGAGCGAUGCAGUGAUUGAAGCAUACACACCGGAUGUACGCCAAGGGCCCCUGCCAGUGAAACCCGAUGCUCAGACAGUGAUGCUACAUGAGCUAACCCAUAUUCCUCGAAUGGACUGGUGCGAGAGUUGCCAGGCAGCACGUUCCAAGGAAGAUGAUCAUCCUGUUGCCGAGCCCAAACGUCAGGUCAACGUGGUGUCCAUGGAUUUCAUGUUCAAUAGGACUGGUGACUCAGCUCCCCAGGAAGAACACCCUUUGACUACGCAGCUGGUUGCUGUGUGCCAUGCGACCAAGUAUGUGAUCUGUGUUCCUCUUGAGUCGAAGUCACCGGAUGCCGCGAAACAUGCAGUAGAAGAGGUAGUGAAGAUGACUUCGGCAUUGGGGUAUGCUGAGUUGGUGCUGCGAGCAGACAGUGAACCGGCGAUGAAGAAGAUGUGUCAGCUGAUUGCUCUUGCUCGCACGAGGUUAGGCUUCAAGACUGAGAUUGAGGAGGCAUUUGUGCCCAAGAAGAAAGUCAAAGGGGUGGUUUGGGAGAAAGCAGUUUACCUGGGCAAGUCGUCAAUAGGCGACCUGAACAUCGUGGCCAAUGCGAGUGGUGUGCACUAUGCCCGAACCAUCCGAAGAGCAGCCCAGGUUUACCAAGCGGAGAUGAUCGUGGCCAUGAAGGGCGUCCCCUGGAAUCCUACGCUGGAUGUGGUGGCUGCCAGGACAAAGAAAGGUGGGCUAGGACGCGUGCCGUUGCUAGCUCCUCCUGCUGUCGGUGAAGUUCCCUCUCCUAUGGAAGUGGCCUCUAGUGAUCCCCCAACUACUCCUCAAGCUUCGCAGUCGGCAGAGUCAAGCCUUUUGGAUGGUAUGCAAGGUCAGGGAUCCAGCUCAGGGUCUUCAGAGUUGAUUCCGGCGGCGAUGCAAGUAGACCAAGUGACCAGAGAUGAGAGCGAAGAGAGCCAGUCGUUUGUCCUACGGCGCAAGUUUGAAUCCAUCGAAAAGGGCCUCGUCAUCACCCAGGAUGUGAAGUACGCAGAGCGGUUGGUAGGCCUCUUGGAGUUAGAGAAGGCGAAUGUGAAGAGGACUCCGAUGCCCCAACAAGUCCCAGAGCCCGGUGUGGGUGAACGUUUGGAUGCUGAAAUGCAUGCUCUCUACCGCAAGUGCAUAGGUUUGCUCUUGUACAUGAGUAGUGAACGCCCAGACUCGCAGUAUGGAUUCCAGCGAUGCAAUCCCGGACGAACGGUGUUUCAGAAGUGGGAAGGUCGAGAUUGUGAACCUGAAGAUUGGGACCCCAAGAAGUACCCGUUUGGGCUAGACCACGUAGUGGAGGUCGUGACCGACGCUGACUGGGGUAGUAAAACCUUCCCGGAGAGACGCUCAAUCUCGGCAUAUGUGAUCCUGAUCAAUGGCAAUGUAUGUCAUUGCGGAAACAAGGUACAGAAAACCAUCAGCCUGUCGUCGGCAGAGAGCGAGCUCAUGGCAUCGCUCCUUGGCGUAACAGAGGCUAUGUUUGUGGCCGAGAUGGUGCGUUUCAUAUGUGGUCCGAACUCUCGUGUGAAACUUGUCCACUACGUGGACAACUCAGCAGCUCGGUCAAUCAUUCAGAAGCAAGGCCUGCAGAGAACGCGACAUGUAAGUUUGGCUUGGCUGUGGAUUCAGCGAUCUCAUCAUGAAGGAGUGUUCGUAACCAAGCCCAUUUCUACGAGGGACGCUCCAGCUGAUCUUCAAACCAAAUCCCACGGUAGGAACAGGCUAAAGUAUUUGAUGAGCUUGAUCGGCAUGAGCUUGGAUGAAGAUGAUGAUGCAGGUCAUGUUCGGGUUCAGCGUGUGAGAGAAAGAGCGACUACCGUUCAGGGUUCCAGCAUCGCGGCAGUGAUGAGGGCAUUGGCCGUUAUUCUUGAAGGAGGUGAAGCCCUUAGCUUUGACCAGGAGCGCGACUUUAGGGGCGUGCAUGUUCCCAGCAUUGUUGUCGUCAUGAUCGUGUUGGGCAUGAUUGGAACGUGGAGUGUAGCGUCCGCCUUUGUCGAAGAAAGUGGAACCUGGACAAUGUGGUUGAUGCUGUUUGUCUUGGUGGCUUCCGUUGGGGCCACAGAGAUCGUAGCAGAUGAUACGGAUGAUGGUGCAGCGAACUUCCUUCAACGACUUUGUGAUCACAGUGGUUUGGCGGCGCUGGUGAUUGCCUUGUGCAUGCUUGUGGUGGUGAUCUACAUGCCCCCGCGACGGUGGAAUCGAGAUCGAGGGCGCGGCUCAGCACAACAACAACCUUGUGAACCGCGGGAUGGUUGCAUGACUUACGACGAUUACAUCCAUGAAAACCUCUUUGAUACUUGGGAUGAAGUGUUUCCGCGAAGUGAUGAUGAUGAAGGAGGUGCCGCAGAAGCUUAUGUCCAGAGCUAUGUGCAUGAGGGUGACGAUGGUGAAGUAGAGGAGGCGGCUCAGGGAGAGAUUCAGGGUUACGUUCACCAUGAUCGUGGCGGUGAACCCCAAAACUUUGACGUAGAGAACCAAGAUCAAGAUCAGAUGCCGCACGAGCCGCACGCAGACAUGGUGUACAUCGUUGGUGAGGCUAAGCGUAAGAAAGGCGAAAAGAACUUCGUCCUUGUAGGCAGUGCCGACCGUGAAGCGCUGAGACUGGGCAGUGAGCCACGCUUUUGGUUACUCAGCCUGUAA
This is a messenger RNA of Symbiodinium sp. CCMP2592, 3333 nucleotides long. The record is from the annotation of a GenBank genome assembly. Lineage: Eukaryota; Dinophyceae; Suessiales; Symbiodiniaceae.